Messenger RNA from Andrographis paniculata, 2049 nucleotides. RefSeq lists its product as uncharacterized. The record is from RefSeq and is a predicted model, not a curated record. Bases 186 to 1691 code for a protein of 501 amino acids. The transcript has 5 exons. NCBI's taxonomy places the organism in Eukaryota, Viridiplantae, Streptophyta, Magnoliopsida, Lamiales, Acanthaceae.
UAGUUUUGCUGCCCAAAUUCGAAUCGGCAGGAUACCCCGCCACAGCUCCUACAAGCACCUUCCCUCUGGUUUUUUUUCUUUGGCCGAAUCUUUUGGUGCGUGGAUUUUAUUGUUUUCUUGCUUCGUCAAAUUGGAAGCCCGCCCUUUUCAGAACGAAAGAGAUUUGGUUUGGGUGCUUAAUCAUAAUGACUGAAAGGGAGCCCUCUGGUGGGAACAGUAAAUCUAGGUCUGUCCUGGGUGAUCUCACGGAUAGGACUGGCACAAGGAGAAUUCCCAGGAAUGAAAAACGUGUCGAUCGUAAUGAUAAGGAUGGAGUCAAGCGCAUCCGACUUUCGCCUGGAAUUCGUACUGAGAUGGAAUCUUUUAAAGGAGACGUUGUUCCUGCUACUUCAGAUGAAAAUAGGAACCCUAAUUUGCAAUGUUUGGUCAAUAGCAAUGCUGCUUCUAGGCGUUCAGUGCAUUUGGAUCUGAAUUCCGAUGGUAGCAAUGACUUGAACGGGGAGAAUGUUGUUACAAGGAGGAGCUCAAAAGUUCAUGGUGAUAAUGAUGGACCUAUGACUUCAGGUAUCGAUGGAGGGCCGUCAAAGAUUAUUGUUUUAGACAGAUCCAGCACCUACAGAGAGAGACUCCAAAGAAGGAAGUACCAAAGCAACAACGAAAGAAAGAGUAAUCAACCAUAUGCAACACUCAUGUCCCAGGAAUCCGGGGGUACAAGCACUGGAGGAAAAGCCGGCAAUGUUGCAAUCAUCGGUCGUGAUGAAAGGAGUGAGUCCCAAACUGUUGGUUUAAGUGCGGUUCGUGAUUGUGGCAAGACUGAUCUUUUGAAGAAUGUUUUUUCAUCAAUGAAAGAUAAAACUGAUAGUAAGGAUGCCACUGUAGCUGAGGGUUGCAGUGAACUACAUUCGUCUAAGGGGAAUAUGCUCCAGGGAACUUCUGAACUAGUAUUGGGGAAUAAUAGGCCCAAGAUGGGAUUUAAUGUUCGAGAAACCAAUGGAGGAAACAAUCUGAAUUUUGUAGAUCUUGGGAGGGGCAAUCCUCCUCAGUGUAUGGAUGUCAGAGCUAAUGCUGAGCAGCAUGACAGAUUUGCUGCUGGUAGCUCAACGAGUGCCAAAAAUCGUAUCACUGGCAAAGAGAUCAGAAGUCUGGAAGCCAGACAAAGUGAAGUAAAUUUUGAUCUAAAUGCAGAUAAUUUGAUCAUGAGUCAGUCCAGCUCGUGUGACCCUGAAACCAUUGGGGCAGUUGGACUGGAUAGAUCCUCUGAGAAGGGGGACUGUGUUCAUAUCAGUGGGGGUACUGAAUCGAUCAGAGGAUGUUCUUGUUCUUUUUGUGCUAAAGCUGCACAUAUAUGGUUGGACCUCCAUCAAGAAGACAUCGAGGGCCGAGUAUCAGUUGUAAGAAAGAGCCAGAGGGAUGCGGCGCUGCUGGCUGAAAAAAGCUGUGGGAGUAGUAGUAAUGCUAGUGAUGAAAGAAUGACUGGAGGAAUUGAGAAGAUGCAAUCUCAUUUGAUGAAUCAAUGGAGAUGCCUGUUUCAAGGCAUGGCCGGCAUUUGGAAGGAAGAAGGCAAUCACCUUGAAGCUAGUUUGCAACCGCUGGUGGAGCUGAGGGAGAAAUGCAGAACAAAUAUGAAGUCUUCGAAGCUCUCAUCCAAAGAAGUUGAGCAUCAAGCAAGCAAGAAAGACAUAAGUAAGUAAGUAAGUUUAGAUGAAAUGGAUCAUGAUUUGGUAGCAAUUCACUCUACCUUCUUGUGUCAUUUUUUGUCCAAAAUUCGCUAUCUUCUUGUUUGUUGUCUCGACCCUCCUACAGUUCCAUCAUUAUAUCCUCAUUGUUAAUACUACUAUUAAGCUUUGGAGAUUAAUUUUGAUUUUUUGGAAAGCCAACGUGUUGUAGCAGUAGCAAACCAAUAAAAAAGAAACCAUCAAACCAAGCUACUAAAAGUUGUUACUAUAUAUAUGACUUAAUGAGUGUUGGGAUCUUAAUUACUAAGUGUUAUGCAUAUGGAAGUUUUUAAAAUACUUAGGAUUCUGUAUACUUACAUGUAGUAUUAUUUAU